AUGUGGGGGUUGGGGGGCGGCCCUGGAGUCGCUGCGGUGAGCGUCUCCUUGAGCGGCGCCCGGGACUGCUUCCUGCACCUGCCGCCCGCGCUAGCGUCCCGUCUCCGUCUGCAGCAGGGUCAAGCUGUGAAAGCUUCCUGGGGGCAUCAGCGUGUUUUCUUAGGCUGGAUUGAAAUCAGACACUGUGGUCAGCAUGGUGAAAACACUGUUGAAAUAAACAGACAACUAGCAGAGAAACUUGGCAUCACAGAUGGACAACAGAUAUUUCUCGAGCCGUGUUCCCAGGUCUUGUCCUGUCAGCAAGUAGAAGUUGAACCCCUUUCAGCAGAUGAUUGGGAGAUACUGGAGCUGCAUGCUUCUUCUCUUGAAAGCCGUCUUCUUGAUCAAAUUCGAAUAGUGUUUCCCAAAGCUAUCUUCCCAGUUUGGGUUGAACAACACACUUGUAUUUAUAUCCAAAUUGUAACUCUAAGACCAGCUUCUCUUUAUGGAAGACUUGAACCUCGUACAGAGCUUUCCAUACAACCAAAAGUACGUGAGCAUGAAGAAAGCUCCACCAUGCUGCCUUCUACCAUAAGUGACGUUUCAUGGGACAAUGCUUCUAAAACCAAAUUGGAUAAAAGAGAAGAAACGAAGGAACUGUGUGCCAAAGAAAGGAAUUUAAACACAGGAGUCCAAGAUCAUACGCCAAAUGCAAAAGCAUCAUCCAAUUCAACUGUGCUGCCAAACAUAUGGAAUUUAAUAGGAAACAUUUUCUCUUACACAUCUGACAAGAACCAGCAAACUUCUGAUGACUGUGGUGUUAUGAGUGCUGUCAAAAGCAACCUGUUAAACUUGAUUCACAUGGAUUCUAUUUUCAGAGUAUGCCAGACUCAGCCCCCAAGUGUUCAAAGCACUUCAGCCAUGUGUGCUUUUCAGAAACACAGUGCAGUUCACGUGUUCCCGUGGAAUCUAGAAUUCACUACUUUAGACGCCAAUACUAAAGUAUCUUAUGGAAAGCUUAGUAGACUUCUUUCCCCAAGACAACGGCAUCUGGAAUCAAAACAAAAUUUAAUAUCAAAGAAAGAAAAGGAGAUGGGUAACAAAGAAGACAAAAACCAGCUCGGUUCUAGUGAAAAUAAAAAAUCUUGUGAGAUCUCUGUGGUACAAAUAAUAUGGAACGGAUUUGAAGAUCUAAAGGAUGCCAUCAUGUUUAGUAACAACGUGGAGCAAUUGCAUGUUGGAAGGGUUUGGAUACCAGAUGGCUUGAGAAAGAGACUGCAGAUAGAAAUGCACACAGCUGUCAGACUAACUUCACUGAAUUCAGACCCUAAAAUUCCAGCAUCUCUGAAAUUGUAUCCCAAGAGCACUCUAAAUAAAGAUAUCCAUGAAGAUGACAUUAAAAAUGCCUUUAUUUUAUGGCUGGAGGAUUCUAGUACCACCACGCUUCCUUUGAUAAUAGAAGACCAAAGUGAUAUACAAUUAGCACUUAAAGACAGCACGGAGGACUUUGUCCUCAGUAUAAUCACUUCUCCAGACAAUGAAGAAGAGAAAUCAAACAAUACUUUCAUCUUGAGUCCCAGCUUGCUGCAGAAAGCAAAUAUACAAGUCAUGAAACAUCCUGUGACUUCAAUAGCCAGUGGUGACAGUACACAGUCGUCUUGUGACCAGCCCCUUCCAUGGCUCAAUCUGAGCUGUUUAGGAGGAGUAGAUAAACUAGGAUCAUCAUCGUUGAAGCACAUCUCACACAGCCUUUUGGGACGUCCGCUUUCUCAAAAGCUAGCCACCGUAUCUGUAGGGCUGCUCAGUGGUGGUAUCCUGAUUACUGGAGCAAAGGGAUGCGGCAAGUCAACUUUAGCAAAGGCCCUCUGCAAGGAAGCAUUUGACAGACUAGAUGCUCACGUGGAAGUAAUUGACUGUAAAGCUUUGAAAGGGAAAAGAUUAGAAAACAUACGGAAGAAACUGGAAGAGGCUUUCCUAGAGGCGGUUUGGAGACAGCCGUCAGUUAUUCUGUUGGAUGAUCUUGAUCACAUGGUUGGGAUUCCCCUUACUCCAGAGCACGAGCACACUCCUGAAGCAGUGCAGAGCACUCGCCUCGCUCAUGUAUUGAAAGAUGUGAUAAAAGAAGCUAUUUCCACCCGCAGCUUGAUUACACUGAUGGCCACAAGUCCGUCUGAACGAUUACUACAUUCUUCCAUAAUUUCUGCCCAAGGAAAUCACAUAUUUCAAUGCUUCCAGCAUAUCCAGGCUCCAAAUCAGGGGCAAAGAUGUGAAAUACUUAACUCCAUACUGAAAAAUAAACUUAAUUCCAAUCUGGAUGGAUUGUGUGAUCUUGAUCUCCAUCAAAUUGCCAAGGAAACGGAAGGAUUUGUAGCUAGAGAUUUGACCAUGUUAGUUGAUCGUGCCAUACAUUCAUUUGUUUUUAGGAGGAGACCAUGCAAAAAAGAAGAUCUGAUUCUGUCGACGUCAGACUUUCAACAAGCUUUAAAAGGUUUCACUCCAACGUCUUUAAGAAAUGUUAACCUUCAUGAACCUCAGGACUUUGGCUGGGAUAGGAUUGGUGGUCUUAAGGAGAUACAGCAGAUAUUGAUAGAUACUAUCCAGUUACCUGCAAAGUAUCCAGAAUUAUUUGCAAAUCUGCCCAUACGACACACAACAGGAAUCUUAUUAUAUGGGGCUCCAGGAACAGGAAAAACUUUAUUAGCAGGAGUAGUUGCUCGAGAGAGUGGAAUGAAUUUUAUCAACGUCAAGGGACCAGAACUUCUUAACAAAUACAUUGGAGCAAGUGAACAAGCGGUUCGAGACAUAUUUAACAGAGCACAGGCAGCCAAGCCUUGCAUACUUUUCUUCGAUGAAUUUGACGCCCUUGCUCCUCGACGAGGUCACGAUAACACUGGGGUAACUGACCGAGUCGUUAAUCAGCUGCUGACUCAGUUAGAUGGAGUUGAAGGCUUAGAAGGGGUUUAUGUACUUGCGGCCACUAGUCGUCCUGAUUUGAUUGACCCAGCUCUUUUGAGGCCUGGUCGGCUGGAUAAGUGCCUGUAUUGCCCACCUCCUGAUCAGACUUCCCGAUUUGAAAUUUUAAAAGCAUUGAGCCACUCUCUGCCUCUGGCACAUAAUGUCGAUUUUCAUCAUUUGGCAGCAAAAACUGACUAUUUCACAGGAGCGGACCUAAAAGCUUUACUGUACAAUGCCCAGUUAGAGGCAGUGCAUGCCAGUUUGGGCUCAGCCUUGCCCCAGGACAUAGGUUCUAGUUCAGACAGUGAUCUCAGUCUGUCUUCAAUGGUUUUCUUAAACCAAAGCAGUGGAUCAGAUGAUUCUGCUGGAGAUGGAGAAGGGGGGAUGGAACAAUCUCUGGUCUCCCUUGAAAUGUCUGAGUUACUUCCUGAAGAUCCAAGGUCCAACAUAUACCGUCUUUAUUUUGGAAGCUCCUAUGAAUCAGAGCUUGGCAAUGGAACUCCAUCAGAAAUGAGUUCUCAGUGUUUCUCUGGACCAAACUCCAUAAAUCAGGAUUUGACCAGCCUAUCUUUGAAGGAUUUAGUAUCAUCUCAACCUCUGGUGUUAAGAACAGCCUUACAGGAAGGUUACCAAGAACUGAAUCAAGAACAAAUCGAACAACUCAGGGCUGAAAUCAGUGCUAUCAAGGCCAACUACAGGAACAAAAAUGGAGAGGAAGUCAUUCCUAGUCAAUCAGUCAAGAACACUUUAAAUAUUACUCAGUCUCACCUAAUGACAGCACUUGGAAACACAAAGCCAUCUAUUAGUCAGGACGACUGGAAUCAUUUUGUUGAACUCUAUGACAAUUUUCAGAAUCCAAAGAGGAAAGGGCCCACUGGAGCAACUUUCAAACCAGGACAGAAAGUGACAUUGGCUUAAUUGCUGUUUAUGUGAUGAUGAUCACUAAGUAAUUUUUGC
This is a messenger RNA of Euleptes europaea (tarantolino), 3891 nucleotides long. It is a transcript of the gene PEX1, whose product is annotated as peroxisomal biogenesis factor 1. NCBI's taxonomy places the organism in Eukaryota, Metazoa, Chordata, Lepidosauria, Squamata, Sphaerodactylidae. The record is from RefSeq and is a predicted model, not a curated record. Gene Ontology annotation, molecular function: ATP hydrolysis activity; ATP binding. Gene Ontology annotation, biological process: protein import into peroxisome matrix. The transcript is spliced from 24 exons. The coding region runs from base 1 to 3852 and encodes 1283 amino acids. Gene Ontology annotation, cellular component: peroxisome; peroxisomal membrane; cytosol.